Molecule: messenger RNA, 1482 nt
Organism: Venustampulla echinocandica
Lineage: Eukaryota; Fungi; Ascomycota; Leotiomycetes; Helotiales; Pleuroascaceae
Exons: 3
Coding region: 1-1482 (493 amino acids)
Biological process (GO): ubiquitin-dependent protein catabolic process
Cellular component (GO): COP9 signalosome
Source: RefSeq, a predicted model, not a curated record
AUGGACGACCUAUUGCCAAAGCUUCUAUCGUUUCCGCCUCACCCCCCACCUCCAAAACCUCUCAGCAUCGUCCAAUACGAUGAAGGCAUCAAAGCCCAGAUCUCGGCCAUCAAGAGUAUACCAGAGGGCAAGCUACUACAGCAAACCUCUAGCGGUGAAAAUGCCCUAGAUAUUAUUAAUCCUGCGCUAAACACCGUCCCAUACGCCCUCAUUCUGACUGCACAUAUGUCUGCCAUGCAAAGCGGCGCCAAAGACGUGGACCUUGACAUGCUUUGGGGCAAGAUUACCGAUUUCCUUCCAAACUUCGACCCUCGGCAAGCUCGCUAUUUGGGCUCCGAAAUAUCGCGUAUUAUUGAGGCCACCGCCGCGAUUGCACGCAGUCAUCAGCAGAUUCCGCUCGCCCUCCCACCCAUUAGAGAUGCACUGCUACGUAUCGAUCCUACGGGCACCGUGUUUACCUCGAAGCACCUUCUCCUCGUGAAGCUGGCAUUAGAAUCUCGGAGUUACGACAAUGUGAUCCCCGUCCUCGAAAAGCCCAUACUAUAUAUCCCAGGAUCUCGCAACCAACCAAAAGCAAAACAUAUUUGCGAUACCGCGCUUCCACCCCAAGCCUACAUCACGCCCGCGAAUGGUUUCCCAGGGAAAGGUAUCCGGCACCACGAUGUUUUAGAAUAUUUCCUCUAUAGCGGAAUGGUCUACAUUGCUUUGAGGAAUUGGAAGCGCGCUUUAGAGUGCCUAGAAGACGCGGUUACAUAUCCUGCCAAAGAUAGCUCUAUUAGCAAGAUUAUGGUGGAGGCGUAUAAGAAAUGGGUGCUCAUCAAUCUUCUGGUGGAGGGGAGAUUAAUGGAUAUACCGAAAGCCAGCAGCGUAUCAAAGUUGUACCAUACCCUUGCUAAACCCUAUGAGACCGUCGCCCGAAUUUUUCAGCUUGGUACUGCUUCCAGGCUCAAGUCGGAGGUAGAGGCAGGGAAACACAUAUGGCAAAAUGAUUGCAACACCGGUCUCAUCCUCAACGUCCUGGCGGCAUACCAAAAGUUCCAGAUCCGGAAUCUUGCAGGUGUCCACAGCAAGAUAUCCAUAGCAGAGAUCCACAAUCUUACCAUGAGUGGCGAGACAGGUGCCAAGCUGCCGAGUUCCCAGGCUGUCGAAACCUUGGUACAAAACAUGAUUGCUGACGGUUCUCUAAACGCCACUCUAAGCAAUCCCUCCAACCAAGGAUCAGUUCUUACAUUCUCACAAGGUGGCCCUGUCUUGAGCGAGAAGCAGGUGCAAGCAGAGCUCGCAGCAUCAACGCUGCGCAUUAAGAAUCUGACGCAGGAGAUCAAGAACACGGAUCACAUAAUGACCUACGAUAAAGACUACGUCAAGCAUCUUCAGAAGCAAAAGAAGAACACUAAGACUAUGCACGACCAAGGGAUUUCCGGGGGAGAUAUGGACUGGAAUGGUGUUGAUGACGAGGAUCUCAUGGAUAGUUUAUAUUGA